GGUGGGCGAGGGCAUCCACGUCUCCCCUCGAGCUCUCCCCCUUGCCAACAGCUAUAAUCCAUUGAACUACCUUUUCCCUCCCAGAUCUCAGCUCUCUGGUAUCUGGUUCCUCCUUCGAGAGAUAGUUCAAUCAUUAGAGUUGAGAGACAACAUGGACGUCAAGACUGUCGACUUCACGCCCUUCACAGACCAGAAGCCCGGCACCUCUGGCCUGCGCAAGAAGGUCACGGUCUUCCAACAGCCGCACUACAGCGAGUCAUUUGUCACGAGCAUCCUGCUCUCCAUCCCCGAAGGCGCUGAAGGUGCCUUCCUUGUCAUCGGCGGCGAUGGGCGGUUUUGGAACCCCGAGGUUAUACAAUUGAUUGCCAAGAUCGGUUCCGCGUAUGGCGUGAAGAAGCUCCUGAUCGGCCAGAACGGCAUCCUGUCCACGCCGGCCGCCAGCCACCUCAUCCGCAAGCGCAAGGCCACCGGUGGUAUCCUUCUGACUGCCAGUCACAAUCCCGGCGGACCCCAGAACGACUUCGGCAUCAAGUACAACCUCGCAAAUGGUGGCCCCGCACCCGAGUCGGUGACCAACAAAAUCUUUGAGGUUUCCAAAACCCUCAAGUCGUACAAGAUUGCCAACAUCCCCGACAUCGAUAUCUCCACGAUCGGCGUCAAGACGUACGGGAACCUUGAGGUCGAGGUAGUUGAUAGCACUGCCGACUAUGUGGAGAUGCUCAAGGACAUAUUCGAUUUCGACCUCAUCAGGAAGUUCUUUGGCUCCCACCCCGACUUUAGGGUCUUGUUUGAUGGGCUCUCGGGCGUCACCGGGCCAUACGGCAAGGCGAUCUUUGAAAAAGAGCUCGGCCUCGGACCCGAGUCGACCCAGAACUGCGAGCCAUCGCCUGACUUCAAUGGCGGCCACCCGGAUCCCAACCUCACUUAUGCACAUGACCUGGUUGAGGUUGUCGAGAAGAAAAAGAUUCCUUUCGGCGCCGCCUCGGAUGGCGACGGUGACCGGAACAUGAUCUAUGGUGCCGGUGCUUUCGUCUCCCCGGGCGAUAGCCUGGCCAUCAUCGCCCACCAUGCCAAUCUAAUCCCCUAUUUCAAGAAGAACGGGGUCCACGGGCUGGCCCGCAGCAUGCCCACAUCCGGAGCCGUGGAUUUGGUGGCAAAGAAGCUAGGCCUCGACUGCUACGAAGUGCCGACUGGGUGGAAGUUUUUCUGCGCCCUGUUUGACGCCGAUAAGCUGUCGAUCUGCGGCGAGGAGUCUUUUGGGACCGGAAGCAACCACAUCAGGGAGAAGGACGGCUUGUGGGCCAUUGUGGCCUGGCUUAACAUCAUUGCAGGCCUGGGGGUGGCCAACCCGGGAGUUGCGCCAAGUAUCAAGCAGAUCCAGAAAGAUUUCUGGGCUGAGUAUGGCCGUACCUUUUUUACCCGCUAUGACUAUGAGAACGUCGACACGGAUGGUGCCAACAAGGUGGUGGGAGUUUUGAAGGACUUGGUGGCUGAUCCCAAGUUUGUUGGCAGCAAGAUUGGAGACCGCACUGUGACCCGGGCCGGCAAUUUCUCGUAUACAGACUUGGACGGUUCUGUGUCGACAAACCAGGGCCUGUAUGCCUGCUUCUCCUCCGGUAGCCGUAUCGUCGUGCGGCUCUCCGGAACAGGCUCGUCGGGCGCCACCAUCCGCCUGUAUAUUGAACAACACAGCAGCGACCCUGCCACGUAUGACAUGGACGCCCAGGACUUCCUCAAACCCGAGAUCAAGAUGGCGACGGAGCUGCUCAAGUUCAAGGAAUUCAUUGGUCGUGACGAGCCGGAUGUGAAGACGUAAAUGGACUGCUGGGCGUGACGGAGCCCGAGCGAAUGCAGUGGGACUGUUGUUCGAAAUCUUAGUCGAUAGGUGUUAUGCCGAUAGUUAAAGUUGGCAUCAAAGUAGCAGUUAUCAACCCAGAGUUCAGCGACGUUCAAAAAUGGCCGACUUGUAAUACUUGGCCUCUUCGAUGCUCUCGAGUAUGUCGUCCUUUGCCUUGUGUAAAGCUCUCUUGCGAGGCGCGGCCGAGGCGAUUUGCGGACUAUUUGUAGCAACCGGUUAGUGAUUCUAUCAUAGGCUCGUUGCCAUCGUCGCCGAACCGAGGCACCGUGUUCGUGUCAACUCCACAGAGGCUCGGUGCGAGGAGCGUUGUGAGGAGGAG
Molecule: messenger RNA, 2177 nt
Organism: Thermothelomyces thermophilus ATCC 42464
Lineage: Eukaryota; Fungi; Ascomycota; Sordariomycetes; Sordariales; Chaetomiaceae
Exons: 5
Coding region: 152-1816 (554 amino acids)
Biological process (GO): carbohydrate metabolic process
Cellular component (GO): cytosol
Molecular function (GO): magnesium ion binding; phosphoglucomutase activity
Source: RefSeq, a predicted model, not a curated record